GAUGUAAUCUAUCAACACAUGAAAUGGCGCUAAGGCUGAAUAGUGUGUUUUCAUCAGCUUCAGUGGUAAGUCCCAAUAAUUGUUUGAGGAAAGCCACGUUCAAUUUGAGAAGAGGUGGUGCUACAAUUAGAAUUAGAAUGGCGUUGAGUGAAACCCCUUCAACCUUUAAAGUCAUUGAUUCACAUCUACACGUGUGGGCUUCUUCUCAAGAGGCUGGUAAAUUCCCUUACUCACCUGGACAAGAGCCUAAUUUACCUGGACAUGUAGAUUUUCUGCUCCAGUGUAUGGAGGAAGCAGGAGUAGAUGGUGCACUCAUUGUACAACCAAUUAAUCAUAAAUUUGAUCAUAGUUAUGUUACAAGUGUUUUGAAGAAAUAUCCGGCCAAAUUUUUUGGUUGUUGUCUUGCUAAUCCAGCUGAUGAUGGAAGCGGGCUUAAGCAGCUUGAACAUCUUGUUCUGAAGGAUGGCUACCGUGCUGUUCGAUUCAACCCUUAUCUGUGGCCAUCUGGUGAAAAGAUGACAAAUGAAAUAGGGAAAGCAAUUUUCAAAAGGGCUGGUGAACUUCAUGUACCAGUGAACUUCAUGUGUAUGAAGGGUCUUGAUCUGCAUAUUUCUGAAAUUGAGCAAUUAUGCAAUGAGUUUCCAUCAACAGUUGUAUUGCUUGAUCACUUAGCAUUUUGCAAACCACCAAUAAAUGAUGAGGAGGGUCUUGUGUUUUCCAAGCUUUUAAAUCUAUCUAGAUUCCCACAGGUAUAUGUGAAAUUUAGUGCUCUCUUCAGAGUAUCAAGGACACAAUUUCCUUAUCUGGAUUUGUCUCCUCUAUUAUCCCAAGUUGUCUCUAGCUUUGGCGCCAAUCGUGUAAUAUGGGGCAGUGAUUUUCCAUUUGUUGUUCCUGAAUGUGGCUACAAAGGAGCCAAAGAUGCAGUGCAGCUUAUUGCCCAUCAAAUUUCUUUGCCUUCAUCUGAUUUAGAGUGGAUCAUGGGUAGGACAGCUACACAGCUUUUUCAAAGUCAUUUGAUUACCGCCAAGCAAGACUGAGCCGUACCUAACAUUUCUAGAUAUUUUUUAUGAUGAAUGUAACCUAAACUAAUUGUCACAAUAUAUGAUUUGGAUUAGAAUAUGUCUGUCAUCUAGGCUAAUUUUUAAUUGGAUUUUGACUCACCGAUCAA
Cicer arietinum (chickpea) is the source of this 1168-nucleotide messenger RNA. RefSeq lists its product as uncharacterized. NCBI's taxonomy places the organism in Eukaryota, Viridiplantae, Streptophyta, Magnoliopsida, Fabales, Fabaceae. Gene Ontology annotation, molecular function: carboxy-lyase activity; hydrolase activity. The record is from RefSeq and is a predicted model, not a curated record.